This is a messenger RNA of Neoarius graeffei (lesser salmon catfish), 2021 nucleotides long. Its product is annotated as E3 ubiquitin-protein ligase TRIM39-like. NCBI's taxonomy places the organism in Eukaryota, Metazoa, Chordata, Actinopteri, Siluriformes, Ariidae. Gene Ontology annotation, molecular function: protein binding; zinc ion binding. The coding region runs from base 120 to 1730 and encodes 536 amino acids. The transcript is spliced from 7 exons. The record is from RefSeq and is a predicted model, not a curated record.
AAGCUGUUUCUUAAACAGAAUCCAGUUCCUUUUACCAGAAACGGAAUCUUCAUUUUAAGCUUCUUUCCAGGCUUUUGAACAAAUACAAUUCUAAAGAGGAAAAGUGGCAUUUGUAAGUCAUGGCUUCCUCCAGCAGUGUCCUGAGUGAAGAUCAGCUCCAGUGUUCCAUCUGUCUGGAUGUGUUCACUGAUCCAGUCUCGACUCCAUGUGGACACAACUUCUGUAUGAUCUGUCUCAAUGAGUUCUGGGACAGCAGUUCACACUGUCAGUGUCCAAUGUGUAAAACAGAUUACCUCGAAAGACCUGAGUUGCGUGUGAACAUGUUCAUCUCUGGACUUGUUGCUGCAUUUAAGAAGUCAGUUCAAGUGAAAUCCAGCAGCGCUGCAGAUCAGGUUCGCUCAAAGACGAAGAAUGUUCUGUGUGACUCCUGCACUGAGGAAAAGCUGGAGGCUCUAAAGUCCUGUCUGCACUGUGGAGUUUCUUUCUGUAACACUCAUCUGAUGCUCCAUAAAACUACACCGAAACUCAUGAAGCACAAACUGAUGGAUCCUGUGGAGAAUCUGGAGGACUACAUCUGCCAGAAACAUGACAGACCCCUGGAGCUGUUCUGUAGAGACGACCAGACACAUGUGUGUCAGUUCUGUACUGAAGGAGAGCACAGAACUCACAACACUGUUUCUAUAUGGAUGGAAGUUGUCUCAAAGAAGAGUGAGUUGUGGUUUAUGCAAGUAGAAGUUCAGCAGAUGAUCCAGGAGCGACUGAGGAAGAUUGAGGGAAUCAAACAUUCUGUAGCACUCAAAAAUAAAAUCACAGAGAAAGUAGACAUUGUGGAGAUCUUCAGUGCUCUGAUGCGCUGCAUUGAGAGAAGCCAGGCUGAGCUACCUAAGGUGAUGGAGGAGAAGCAGGAAGCAGCAGAGAUGCAGGCUGAAGAGUUCAUUAAAGAGCUGGAGCAGGAAAUCACUGAGCUAAAGAGGAGAAACACUGAGCUGGAGCAGCUCUCACACACUGAGGAUCACCUCCACUUCCUCCAGAUUUACCCGUCACUCCGCAUCCCUCCACACACCAAGAACUGGACUGAUUUCAGCAUUAACUCUCAUCUGAGUGUGAUAACUCUGAUCAGAAAGAUGAUUCAGGAGAUGCUCAGGAUGGAAGUAGACAAGAUUGAACUAAAAGGACUUCAGCAAUAUGCAGUGGAUGUGACUCUGGAUCCUGAUACAGCGUGUCCUGUUCUCAUCCUGUCUGAUGAUGGGAAACAAGUUACAUGUGGAGACACAGAACAGGAUCUCCCUGAUAACCCAGAGAGGUUUGAUAUUUGUGUCUCUGUGCUGGGAAAGGAGGGAUUCUCCUCAGGGAGAUUUUACUAUGAGGUGCAGGUCAGAGGGAAGACUAAGUGGGAUUUAGGAGUGACCAGAGAGUCCAUUAACAGGAAAGGGGAGAUUACAGCCAGUCCUGAAGAUGGAUACUGGAGUGUGCGUCUGAGGAAUGAGACUGAAUAUGAGGCUCUGGACUCUCCUCGUGUCUCCCUCUCCUUGAAACAGGCUCCUCAGAAGGUGGGGGUGUUUGUGGAUUAUGAAGAGGGUCUGAUCUCCUUUUAUGACACUGAUGCAAAAUCUCAUAUCUACUCUUUCACUGGUCAGACUUUCACUGAGAAACUUUAUCCAUUAUUCAGCCCCGGUCUCAAUGAUGGAGGCGAAAAUUCAGCACCACUGAUCAUCUGCCCUGUUAAUUAGUCUGAUAAUAUUUGUUGGAUUUAAAUCUCUGUUAGCAUCCAUGCCAUGGAUGUUAGUGUUUUGUUAACUUUAUCAUUCUUCUGACCAUAUUUCAUGUAAAAAAAAAAAGCAAAAAUAUUUGUUCUUCAAUGGUUAUCCAGAUCCUUUGACAGUCUCCACUGGUGUAAAAGCAGAUCUGAAUGAUGAAUGUGUUUCAAACACUUUUGAUAUUAUCCUGUUUUUCCUGUUCUUCUGUAAACUCAAGCCUGUUCAUGAGUUGGCUUGCUCAAAAUAAACAAAACAGAUCACAUA